AUGCCUUCUGGUGUCAUAUUUGUAAUUUACAUACCAACAAGUAACUACGAACAUGUAUUGAAAUUCGGUAAACCAAAAGAGCUACUUCCAAUUGAUGAUUCGCUCGAUAAGUUUCGUUUAGAAGUAGAAUUACGUAAUAAAAGUACAAAAUCAAUUCCGAUACAUUUCACGCAGAGCUACUAUAACGAAAGCUUUAAUCCGAAAUUGGAAAAUAUAAACGAGGAUACAGAGUUCAUCACAAUGGAAAGCAUUUUAGAGGAGUUACUAAAGAAAUUAAAAGUUGAACAUGCUGUAUGGAUGAGCGAUAAAUUAGGUAAUUACUAUGAGGUUGUUUUCCCUCUUGCCACCGGAGACCCGUGCGAGACCAUGCUGCACUGUCUCACGCAACUGGGAAUUGGCGUUCGAAACAAAUCCAUUGUCAGCGUUCUGCCGUGUAAUGUAGUGCACGCGGCGAUUGAAUUCACUCUUGAGGAUGAUGACUAUAUGCUAAGAAAAAACGAAGAAGCGAAACGUUGGCGCAGCUUCGUUGAGUCAAUUAGGUCAAAGCUGACAGUCAAACAAGUUGUAGACGGCGUCCGAGGCGGUGGAGAGCUAUCGUUUGACUAUCUCACACUUAUUAUAACAGCCGAUUCCUUGGCAGCCCUUGGCCUAGUCGAAAACAACGCAUCAAACAUCGUAGCGGCCAUGUUGGUCUCACCUCUCAUGGGACCUGUGAUGUCAAUUACGUUUGGCACGAUCAUCUCUGAUAGAACCCUAGUCCGAAGUGGCUUCGAAAGCUUGAUUUUGGGAAUGUUUUUAUCUCUUUUAUUUGGAUUUAUAUUCGGCUUAAUUUUGGGUACCACCGAAAUGCCUUGGGGCUUUGGAGACUGGCCAACUGAAGAAAUGAAAUCAAGAGGAAACGUCCGUUCGUUGUGGAUGGGUGUACUUUGGGCUUUAACCUCCGGAACGGGUGUAGCUCUUGCCCUUCUGCAGGGCAGUGCGGGACCUUUGAUAGGCAUCGCUAUAUCCGCUUCACUCUUACCCCCUGUUGUUAAUUGUGGAUUGUUCUGGGCGUUGGCAUGUAUAUGGCUGCUGUAUCCAGGCGUGAAAAUACCUCACAUCAAAGGGGAGCCGUAUUACGGUAACUCAUCUUACGAGCCGCUGUACCAUGACUACAUGCCUAUAGAAUUCGCUAUUAACGGUAUUGUUAGUUGCUGUCUGACCAUCGUGAACGUGAUCUGCAUAUUCAUAACUGCGAUCAUCUUUCUCAAGAUCAAGGAAGUAGCCGCACCGUACACUUCCUCUCCUGAUUUGAGGAGGUUUUGGGAAAAGGACAUUAAAGUGGCAAGAGAAGCAAACCGAGCUCAUUUGUAUAAAGCUGAAGAUGAUGAACGAACCGAGUUGGUAAUGGAAGAUUUAAAUCAAAAUAAUGAAGACAGUGUUAAAGAAAAACUAGAAGAAGCUGUUCAAGAAGCACUUGACGAUGAAACUUAUAGAAAAGUUAAAAGAAUGAGCUAUCAAAACCAUAAUGCUGACGAGGUAAGUCGAACAAUUGGACUUCAAACGCGAACCCCAGCAUCGAUCCGAUCGAGUAUGAUAGCGUCAGGAGCAACGACCCCUCGCGGUAAAGGAUCAAAUAUUAACAUCGCUGCAUUGGACAAACUUCUAACUUCAUUACUGGAUUUAGAAAAUAAACGGAAAAGAUCAUUCAGAUCACACUUGGGAACUCCAAGAACUAGCCGGUUGCCGACUUUAGAGGAAUUUGGAAGAAACAGACGUCCAGAAUCGUGGUCAGAUAGAAUAUUCGAAAAUUCCAUUGUCCACAACGUAAUGACUAACUUGAGAUCUAGCAAAAGGAGUUCGGCUGUUGAAGAACAAUUUUUGACUCCUAAAUAGUGUAGUACCUAAUAGUAGAAGUGUUUAUCAAUAAGAAAAUAAUAUAGGUAGACGAUAUUUGUAAGUUAA
This is a messenger RNA of Melitaea cinxia (Glanville fritillary), 1944 nucleotides long. RefSeq lists its product as uncharacterized. The transcript has 10 exons. Lineage: Eukaryota; Metazoa; Arthropoda; Insecta; Lepidoptera; Nymphalidae. The record is from RefSeq and is a predicted model, not a curated record. Bases 1 to 1875 code for a protein of 624 amino acids.